UUGUAAUAAUAUUUCACAAACCAAAAUUAAAGGAUUUAUGUAGUCCUACUUUAUAUUAUUUUAAAAAUCAUUUUAUCUAAGUCAUUUUGAUUUCAAAUUAUUAUUAUUUAUUGGCAUAAGCAUUUUCUUUAAAACUUCUAUGUCAAUUGUAUUUUUUCUGAUAAUCAAUAAAACAUGUUUGCAUAAUUAUUCCUAAUAUUGUUUACUUGUCAUUUAUUAUUCCACUAUAUAUUACUUUACAUUGAUAACUUCUUUGAAAAUAUUUUUUCCAAAGCAAAAGUUCCAAAUGUUAGUUAUAAUUGUAAACAUAGUAAAAGACUAUAUCAUGAAAGAUAUUAUGUUUGAAAAUUGAAUCAUUUAUAGAUAUAUGACUCUGUUUUGGUCAUACAAAUUGAUUAAUUUAUUUGCAUUUUUUGUCCUCUUUUCUUAUCUUUUCUUUUUACCUUAGAUUUGUUGUCAUGGUACAAAGAAUCUUUGCUUUGUUUUAGAAAUAUCUUUGCUUUGUUUUAGAAAUAAUUAAGCAAGUAAUCAAAAUGUAAUUAAGAGUAAUACAGAUGAGAUGUAUGCAUGAAUGGAUGCAUAGCCUAUUAACCAUGUAUGGUUAAACUACAUAUAUAUGUAAAUACGAUGAAUAGAUUAAAACACAGGAAGGACACCACUUACUUUAGUAAAGAAAACAAGUUAUUUAUAUUAUAUCUUUUAAUAGACAAUAUUGUAUUUAGAGUAAUAUUAAUGAAAAUAGAGAGCAAAUGACGGAGUUAUAAAGGGGUAAACCUCCUAAAAUUUCAAAAGAAACAAAUUAGAAAAUAGAAUCACUAUUUCUGCUGUGUGCGUUGUGGGUAAGCACCCAGUCUUCAGGAUAAUACAUGGUGACAACACUGUCAACGUUCUACCGUUCACUGUAGGAAUCUGAAAGGGCUCUCAAUUGGGCACACCUAUUGUUACUCGUAUUCAAACGUCAAUAGAAACGUAUGGCUGAGUGUCCCUCCCAAAGGAGAUGAAAGGACUUCUGAGCUUAUGAGACGUUUCAAUACUAACAGUCAAGCUCGUUUCUCCUCAAUUUGUAUGUAAGUUAUACACACACAUCAAUGCCGGUUGUUGUCCUCACGGACUCUACCCAAAUCGUUGCUCGUGCCAUUGACAUAUUCUAAUAAAAGUGACUUGAGCUGCCAGGCACCCACUGCUACUAUGACCAUCGAUGAAAAGAUUCUCGCUAUUCAGGACAAGAAAGAACAGAAUGCUGCAGUCAUGAAGAUGCUCUCCAUGAACUUAUGGAGAAGAGUCAAUGCAGGUUACAACAUACCUAGAAGACAGCCUUGUAGUCAGUUCAAACUCGAUUUUCCAGAUGACCCAGCGCUGAAAAUUGUUGGCCCCAAACUGCAUAAUCGGAAGCGCGACGCUUUUACGAACUACACAGAAGCCGUCCGUCGCUUUGACCAGAUGAUCAAGAAACCACCAGCCAAACCCCAACCAUAUGUGCCCUUGGAAGUUAAGAUGGAGCAGAAGAGGAAGAGGAUAAACGAAAGGAAGGCCCAUCAAUUAGCAGCUCUGAAGAAGGUAGGUGCUAUACCCGUUACAGCUGGUACCAAAAAGUAGCUCAAAUAUCGUGCUUGAAU
Physcomitrium patens is the source of this 1616-nucleotide messenger RNA. RefSeq lists its product as uncharacterized. The record is from RefSeq and is a predicted model, not a curated record. Lineage: Eukaryota; Viridiplantae; Streptophyta; Bryopsida; Funariales; Funariaceae.